Chelmon rostratus (copperband butterflyfish) is the source of this 3874-nucleotide messenger RNA. Its product is annotated as interferon-induced, double-stranded RNA-activated protein kinase-like. Gene Ontology annotation, biological process: protein phosphorylation. The transcript is spliced from 26 exons. Gene Ontology annotation, molecular function: double-stranded RNA binding; ATP binding; protein kinase activity. Lineage: Eukaryota; Metazoa; Chordata; Actinopteri; Chaetodontiformes; Chaetodontidae. The record is from RefSeq and is a predicted model, not a curated record. The coding region runs from base 127 to 3093 and encodes 988 amino acids.
ACGAGGAAAACGAAACUUAGAGGUACUUAAAGUCCGCUGGAUCGAAACUGAUCGCGGACAGACGCAGGAGAAGGAGCAGAAUCAAGACGUGAAGAGUGAAGAGACCAGACACCUUCGUCGUCUGUGAUGGAAACUGGAAAUUACGUGGCUCAGCUGAACGAGUAUGCGCAGAGACAACGCUGCGUGCUGCACUUCGAGGACCAGGGCUCUGUCGGCCCUGACCAUAACCGAACAUUCAUCCAGAGGGCAGUCCUGAAUGGCAAAGUCUAUCCUGAUGGCCAGGGGAAGACCAAGAAGGAUGCCAAGAAAAGUGCAGCUAAAAAUGCCCUGGAAUUCUUGUUGAUGAAUGAACAUCAGGACUCAGUUCAUUUGGCAGAAGAGGCAGCAGGAGCUUCUGCUGCAUCAUUUCACCAGCCAGGUGUCAGUAACAUCAACUAUAUAUGUUGGCUCAAUGAAUACGGUCAGAAGAACAGGGUGCGUGUAAAGCCUGAGGAGUCAAAAGGACUGGGAUCAAAUACUUUUUGCUGUUGCUUCAUGGUUGGUGAUAAAGAGUAUCCAACUGUCACUGGGAAGACAAAGAGGGAAGCUAAGGAGGAAGCAGCCAAGCUUGUAUAUGAUGUGAUAUGUGCCAGUAAAACUUCAGAGACUGCAGGUGAGCCUUACAACCAUACAUCAACUCAACAAAAUGAGGAACCAAAUGUUUCUGAUCUCUGUAAUAGGACAAGAAGCCUGAAUGUGAGCCUCAACAGCAGCCUCACAGAGACAAACUACAUAGGACUAGUCAACCACUACUGUCAGAAAACAAAGCGCUCCCUUGCUUACAUUGAAGAGAGGAGAUGCGGUCCAUCUCAUAACCCUCAAUUUUUCUACAAGUUAGUCAUCAGCAAGAAGAGCUACCCCGAGGGCGAGGGUACCACUGUCAAAGAAGCCAAACAAAAUGCAGCUCGGUUGGCCUGGUCUGCUCUUCAAGAACAGUCAGACUGGGACAGCAAGGUGUCCAUCAGUUCGACAGUGUCCGAAGAUGGUGCACCACCCACAUGGUCAGGGCCAUCAACUACACCGGACACCGAAGAAUCAUCAUCACAAAGCAUUCCAGUGAGUUCAGCUGGGUCAAUCAUAUUCGCUGACUCAUCAAACCCUUCCAACGCUCAGAUACGCUUCGGGUCAGCUAUGUCUGAAGAUGAUCCAUCAACCAGGGAGUCUCCUGCACCACCACAAGGCAUCCAGAUGUAUACAACUAGCUCAGGAGUAUUCACUGACUCAUCAAACUCUUCAGAGGUUCAGCAUGCUGUUGGAUACAAAAAUAUGGGAGCUAAGUCAAGGUUUACUACAGACUUUGAUGACUUUGCGCGUCUUGGCAAUGGAGCAUUUGGCUGUGUUUACAAAGCAAGACACAAACUGCUGAAGAAGUACUUUGCAGUAAAGAUUGUCUGCUGUGAAGAGAAAUCCCUUCGAGAAGUGUCGACAUUAUCAGACCUCCAGCAACCUAAUAUCGUUAGAUACUACACAUUUUGGAUGGAGGAUUCGGGCUACCAAUGGGACAUUUCAGAUGACUCUUACAGCUCUUCCCAGUCUGUAGAUAGCUCAUCUGCAAAGUUCCUCUAUAUUCAGAUGGAGUUAUGUGACACCCGAACACUUAAAGUGUGGAUUAAUAACAAGAACAAUGAGUCUCUCCAAGACUCCACCAGACGAGAAGAAAGCCUGAACAUUGUUCAACAAAUAGUCAGCGGGGUCGAAUAUAUUCACUCCAAGAAGCACAUCCACAGGGACCUUAAGCCUGCAAACAUCCUUUUUGGACUCGAUGGAAAAGUGAAGAUUGGGGACUUUGGUCUGGUGACCAGAGACAAUGAUGGUGCUCUGAUUGACAGAACGGAGAACAAAGGAACCCCGACUUACAUGGCUCCUGAACAAAAGAAGGAGAGGAACUACGACAGGAAAGUGGACAUAUUUCCGCUGGGGCUGAUAUACUUUGAGCUCCUUUGGAAAGUCUCAUCUGAACAUGAAAGAGGGCGGGUUUUGCUUAAGGCCAGAUGUCAGAAGUUCCCCAAGGAGUUCUCACUGACUUUUCACCGAGAGAAACAUAUCAUCAAGUCAAUGCUGUGUGAGAAGCCAGAAGGACGCCCUGAAGCAAGUACACUGAAGGCUGAGCUGGAGAAGUUCAAGAGACACGUCUUCUGUGUCAACAGGUUUACAUCAGAGUUUGAUUCCAUUGUGUGCCUCGGCAAAGGCGCGUUUGGUCGUGUUUUCAAAGCAACAAAAAAACUGACUGGGAAGAAGUUUGCUAUGAAGAUUGUCCUCUGGAAAGAAAAAGCUCUACGAGAGGUGAAGGCAUUGUCAGACCUCCAUCACUGUAACAUUGUUCGGUACUACACAUGCUGGUUGGAGGAUUCAGGAUACCAAUGGGACGACGCAGCUGACAGUUGCAGCAGUUCACAGUCUUCUAUCGUGGAUUCAUCUGUCGGGUACCUCUAUAUUCAGAUGGAGCUGUGUGACACCGAAACACUCAGGGAGUGGAUCGACAAGAAGAAUAUGAAGAGAUCUCUGCGCGACUCCAAGAGAAGAGAAGAAAGUCUAACCAUUGCAAAGCAAAUCGUCAGCGGAGUCGAGUACAUUCACUCCAAGAUGCUCAUCCACAGAGACCUGAAGCCCGCCAACAUCAUGUUCGGGCGAGAUGGAGAGGUGAAGAUCGGAGACUUUGGUCUGGUCACUGCCGAGAAUGACGACGACGCUGAGAGCCUGAUGGAGAGAACAGUGUACAAAGGAACCCCAUCUUACAUGGCUCCCGAGCAGAAGAGCAAGAAGACUUAUGACCAAAAAGUUGAUAUUUAUGCUUUGGGGCUGAUUUGCUUCGAGCUGUUUUGGAAUAUUUCCACUGGUCAUGAAAGGCAAACGGUUUGGGACGACGUCAGAAGACAGAAUUUUCCCCAAGGGUUUUCAGGCAUUUUUUUCGAAGAGUACAUCAUUAUAAAGCCAAUGCUGUGUGUGAAACCAGAAGACCGACCUGAAGCGAGUAAGGUGAAGACAGACUUCGAAGAGUGCACUUGCAGAAACAGCACUCAGGAAAUCGUACCUGGUGGCAGCAGGUCGGUCUAAUUAUCAAAAGGAAAGAAAAGGGGUGCACGAUAACUAUAGGACCGAUAAUUAUCGGGCCAAUAACAGGAAAUUAUGACGUCAUUCCGAUAAGUCCGAUAUCAUGACGAACAGCCCCGAUAACAUAUAUUUUUGUCAGCAGGGCAGUGCCUCACUCCCACUAUGAGACCCAAAUGGCCUGCAGUAAAUGUUGGGUUCAUGUGAGGUCAGCAUAAUUAGAAAAACUCUUUCUCACUGGGAAAAAUUAACAAUACCCCCUCAUGCCAGAAAACAACUCGCUAACUUGGUCACAAUUUUGGUUGUUGCUGACUUGUAUUGGCAGUAUUUUGUCACAUGUUACACAUAAUUAAAUAAUAAAACAAAAACACGAACUUAAAAAGGUCGAAAGAACGGCUAGCAAACAAGGAAACGGGGGAAUUUACGUUACACCUUAAAUGCAGCACAGCGUGCUUACCAAAACAGUAAACAUGGCGUUGAUUGUGUGGGUCUUCUUCAAAGUUUCCGAAGAAGACAUUUCGGUAGUUAUUUGUUACAAAUGUUCCAAGCGAGUUCCACGAGGAGGGAGAAAUAGCACGAGCUUCAAACCUGAUCAGCCACCUGAAACAUAACCAGCGCUUCAACAGAGUUUGGAAAGCGUAUGAGAACGCCCGCCCUGCUUAAGACGCUAAUGUUAGCAAGCCAGUCGCAAAGAAGCCACCGGGACUUUCACACACCGGCGAGGCUUUCGAAAAAUCUAAGAAAUCUGCCAAAGAUGACCCACGGGCCAAGGUUAUUGAAGAUUUAC